This is a messenger RNA of Ectocarpus sp. CCAP 1310/34, 2284 nucleotides long. NCBI's taxonomy places the organism in Eukaryota, Phaeophyceae, Ectocarpales, Ectocarpaceae. The record is from the annotation of a GenBank genome assembly.
AUGUUGAUGUCGUUGGAUCCGUCCUGCCCGGUGGACAAGCCGGCUCUUAGGACGGAGGCACAGACGCAGACGAGCGUCGGGCUGAGCGUGUUCAACGUGCACAGGCUCAAGAAGCUUCGGGAGGACAUGCGGGAGGAUCGCGAGCUGCACACGCAGCGGAAAAAGGAACACAGGCUACAGAUUGAGAGCCUGUGGGAGAAGCUGAGCGUGCCGGAGCGGACCCGCCAGGAGCACCUGGCUGCAACGAAGGGGAUAACGCACUCCGACAUGGAUGAGCUGGAGUCGGAGCUCGCUCGGCUGAGGAAGCUCAAGGCCGAAAAGCUUACGGACAUGCUUAAGGCCGCGAGGGAGGAGAUAUCGGAUUUGCUAGAGGGCCUGUGGACGGAAGACCUGCUCGAGGGGCACGAGCAGUUCGUCAAGGACCUCAGGGCCAUGGGUGACCGAGCGGCUCCCAUCGUGGAGAAGGUCAAGAAGCGCGAAGAGCUCGUGCAGAAACGGGAGCUCGCGGACUCGUUCAAGCUGGACUAUCGCGCCAGGGGCAGCUCGGGAGUUCUUUCACAGGCCAAGGUGAUCGAUGGCAUCAACAAGGAGCUCAAGAAACUACCUAACCUGACCACUCUCUUGAGGAGGGAGCUUAGCGCCUGGCAGAACGAGGAAGGGUUCCCGUUCCGGUUCAACGGGCGCGAGUACCUCAGGACGAUCGAGGAGUCCGACAUGCAGUGGCAGCACCGCAAGGAGACCCGCAAGGAAACCAGCCGGCGGGAGAGAAACGCCCCCAGCGGCGGGGGUGGCGCGGGGGGCGGGGGCGGGGGCGGCGGCGGCGGCGGAGGCCCGUCCUCCCCCAAUCGCGCCGCACUCCACAACGGCGUGUUCCACAGCACCGGCAGCAUGGCGUUCGGCAGCGGCGUCCCGGCGUCGCCGUCCCUGCACCGCCAGACUAGUAGCCGCAGCGGGGGCGCCGGGGUCAGCUCGGGUGGAGGGGGUGGGGGUUCCGUCAUCGGGUCCCCUUCGCCGCGAAAGAAGGGCGGCGGCGGCGGCGGCGGCGGCGGCGGCGGCGGCGGCGGUAGCAGCGGGUGGGGUAGCGGACAGCUGAACGUUUCGACCCCCGGGAGAACCGCGAUGGGGCGGACCGGAAGCGCUAGCAGUAGCAGCAGCGCGGUUAGCGCCGGCGGGGGGCCGAUGGUAGAUUCUCGCGGGGCGGGGGCAGCGGGGGGCCAAGGGGGAGGGGAGGGCGUGAAGGCUGCGGCGGGGGGCGGCGGCGGGGGGCCCGGGGCUGGGGGCGGUGGGGAGGGCGGCAAGGACCCGGCCGCGAAGUCGCUCCCGAGCACGCCUCAGAAGGAGGCGCGAAACCCCCUGCUCAUGACGUCGUUCACGCCGUCGCCUACCUUCAAGGGAUCGAAGCAGGCGCGCAUGGCGGCCACCUUCGCCUCCACGGGGGGCUCGCACCGUUUACCGCCGCCGCCUCUCCCAGCGCGACCGGUCUCUAUGGAGCGAGCUACGCCUGCCUUGUUGGCGAAGCUGCAGUCCAGCCCCGACCUGGCCCGAGGGGGGGGGGGGGGGAGUCCGGGAGGGGNNNNGGGGGGGGGGGGGUGGUAGUCCGGGAGGGGCGAUGCCGCCGCCGUUGCCGGACAGGCCUUCGAACGCCGCUUUCGAGAAGGCGGACUUGCACGCCAUCCGCGAGUCUAACGCGAGCAGUCUGAGGUCGUCAGCGUCCGCGUCGGACGUGCUCAGCGGCGGAAGGCGCACAGAGACUUCUACGCGUUGACGGCGCCAAGCGCGGCGGUGAUGGAUGAGGACGCGUAGUCCGGGCGUAGUCGCCAAAAUUGCUCACGGAGCCCCCCCCCCCCCUCCCCCCCCCGCGCGCAUGCUUCCAAUCUGGCUGUUCUUAAUUCUGCAAUUUUUCUUGCUGCGUGGUCUCCUGCAAGGGUUGACUCGUGUCAAGGUUUCGCGAUGUUAUUGAUUUUUGUGGCUCCUGAUGCGGAUGUUGUCGUUGGUAUUGGUGUUUGUCUUGGUGUUGUUGGUCAUUUUCUUUGGCUUGCUGUCUGCGUGCGGUGUCCGCGCGGUUGCGGCCAUGUUAUCUCCCAGGGAUAGUGACAUGCUUUCCAAGAACAGUGUCUGAACGCAGGGUGGAAAGUGGAGCAUGAACUUUUGCCCCCAAAAAUGUGAAUAGGGGCAGCGGCGCGAAAAGCGUGUGCGGGUGGCACGCCCCCUACGUGCUUAUCCUUGCCGCUCGUGCACACGAAGGAUGCACGUCGUGCUGCCCUUUGACAAUUAUCAGUAGCGG